Molecule: messenger RNA, 3590 nt
Organism: Lytechinus variegatus (green sea urchin)
Lineage: Eukaryota; Metazoa; Echinodermata; Echinoidea; Temnopleuroida; Toxopneustidae
Product: carbohydrate sulfotransferase 11-like
Exons: 3
Coding region: 825-1946 (373 amino acids)
Biological process (GO): carbohydrate biosynthetic process
Cellular component (GO): membrane
Molecular function (GO): sulfotransferase activity
Source: RefSeq, a predicted model, not a curated record
GGAACCUUGGUAUCAAGACAGCAAAUGCUCAAUAAUCAAUGAGCUAUUCUCAGAUUCUAGUCACUCCGCAAUCAGAACCCUUGGAAUUUCAUCUUACGGGGUCCUCCAUAGUCAUGCAAUUAUCAUGAUCAUCGCCAGCAGUAACACUCUCUACAUUUGCGUCAUACCUGAAUUGUACCAAGGAUUCGUAGAAGACAUCUUGCGUUGUCUUAUUGCAGUCUGUUAAUAGCAUCCACGAAAUAAACUCCACUGGUCUUUUACUGAUUUCUGAUUUCGAGCGAGUGAUACUUGACAUAUUGCUAAAAAUUCGAAAAACAUUGUCAUGAUAAUCGUUGAUGUUCAGUUCACUGGAAUUACCAGGAGUUAUUAACCAACAGCGGGCCUGCUCAUCAACGUGAUUUUGACCAGCUUAUUCGGCCUAAUCACAUAUAAAGCAACUGAUAUUCUAGAACACACUGAAACUGGAUGGAAAUAAGUAAAAGCAUUACAUCGAAUUGUAUCAUCUCUCAUCAAAGUACGAUUUCAAUUCGCUUUAUAGAACCAGAUGCCGGACCUAUACUUCUAUGAUUGCUGUAAGAACAUCGGAACAUUUCCCAUUGUCUUGUGUGACUCAUUUUCUCCUGUCACAAUAUUAUAUCCAAAUUACGUGUUCAUUAUCAAGGCCUGUUUGUAAACACAGUGCUCAAUGAUAUUUAUUUUUUUAAAUUAUUAUUGGACAACGAUUUUAUUUGCGUAUCAACCAACGAAUAAAAUUCUCGGAUAAAUGUACAGUGAUACAGAACGUGGAUCUCCCCUUUUCUGACUAGAAGCAUUAGAGGAGCAGGAUGCCGCGAAAACCCCAUCUUCAAACAUUAUAUGGACUUAUAUUAUUGGUCGGUAUCGCAUGUCUGUUCAUGCUCAUCAGUGGCAGUACGAAAGAUCAUUCGUUAUACAACUCCAGGAAAGAUGUCAGGAAAAUACUCGGAGAAGAUGAAAGGAUGACAGACUCUGAACAACGUAAAGAUGACAGAUUUACAAAUGACCAAAGCCUCGCUGCCCUUUCAAGAAGCAAAGUCGAAGCAGAUCGCCAACGCAUAUCUGUCCUUCAACAACGCAAGGCACGGUUAAAGGAACAGUGCGCCCUCAUGAAGGAACACCAUCAAGUCCGAGAUGUAGCCCUAGAUCCGCCAGAACAACUCAUUGUCAACGAAGAGUAUCGGAUCAUCUACUGCAACGUACCGAAAGUAGCCUGCACCAACUGGAAGACCAUUUUACUGGAACUAGGGGGGUUUAGCGAAUUCAAUACUUCGAGAGAGGCACACCUUGGGGCUAAUAAGAAAGGUCGACUCUAUCUCGAUUACCUACACAACUACAAUAUCAGCCAGAGGCGAUUUAUGCUGCAGAACUACACGAAGUUCGUCUUCGUCAGGCACCCUUUCAAUCGCGUUCUUUCUGCUUUCCGAGACAAGCUUGCUCCAAACAUUUCCGUCUUUUUCCGGAACGAAGAUCGAAAGGGGACUUGGAUCUCGCAGUACGGGCAGCGGAUAAUUGACCGUUACCGCGGUAAGGCUGAAGCUGAUAGAGUCAACUCGAACUGGAAACAGCAAUACGACCUCACCUUUACAGAGUUUAUCCGGUUUUUGGUUGAUCCUGGAAUACAGUCGCACAACAAACACUGGGAUGACAUCCAUUCUAUAUGCAAGCCUUGUGAUAUCGAUUACGACGUCAUCGGCAAAUACGAGACGAUGAGCGAUGACGCAGACUUUGUUCUCAGACUUGCGAACAUUGACCCCAAAAUACAAUUUCCUAAACCACAUCCGUCACAUGUGACGAAUAGUUCGGACGGAUCGCUGGCUGAUACGGUCUAUCAAGGUGUUCCUAAAUCACUUAUGUAUAAACUGGCGAUGCUGUAUGCUGUCGAUUUUAAAUUGUUUGGGUACGACGCUGACCCGUAUCUACAAAUCUGAAAUCCGAAGUGACAAUACGUUAUUAUUUGAAUGUAUACUGAGUGUUAUGUUGCCGAUUUUGUAGUGUAAUUCAGACUUGGUAUUGGAUAGGGUUGGUCAUAUCUAGGUAGGCAAGCGACCGGCCUCAAUAUGGAAAAGCAAGGGGAGAGAGUAUAAAUAAAGAGGACUAAAGAUAAAGAACAAGGUCUCUCUAAAUAUGAGAAAUGAAAAAGACGUCUAAAAAAUCUUGCCGCAUAUCAAAAUACCCUGUGUCAUCCCAGGUCUUGGUCGUAAAAGUAAUAUCAACGGCAAUUAUUCAAGUGGUGUUUGCCUAUGUUUAUCCAUACAAUAACUUCAAAAUGUCUUUCCUACCUUCCAAUAAGACUUAAUUUCAGAUAUUUCGUACAAAAAUACAAGAAUGUACAAACAAAUUUUGAAGGAUUUGAGAUAUGUAUGGUGUUUUUUUUUUAGAUCACCGUUAUCAGCUGUAUUUAUUAUGCCUGUGUGCCGACUUUUAUAGUCAUCAAUUGUUGAGGGAGAUAGCUUAUAUCAUUACUUUUCAAAACACAUAGCAUCGUACGGUUGGUGAGUGUCUUUAAUUACGUUGUUACACCCCAUGUUUAUUUUGUUUACCGUAAGAUACUUUUCAUAUUUUUAUUCAGUUAUAGCAUAGCAACUUUUCAUAUAAAUUUCGCACACAAACAGAAAACAAAACCGGAACACUAAUUCCAAAUUGAUACAAUGUAUGGCACUAAAGAACAGAGAUGGUUUUCAUGAAUUAAAUGCACUCUGAAAAUUAAAUGGAUGUAAUGGGUAAAUCGCCCUUUAAAACGAUCGCGGAGUGACAGCAUUUUUAAUAAGGUUGGAAAGCGCUAUCUCUCCUCGGCCCUUUUACUCCUUUUCGCCUUCUGUGUUUUCAGAGUAUAUUAUGUAUAACCAAAUCUUAUUUGACAAAACAAAUUGGAGGAUUUCAGUAGCAUAUAACAUAGGGGUGUGAGAGUUCAGAUUUUUAGCCGAUUUCAGGUUUUUUCAGCUUAUUUUGGCUCCUCUAGGUACAAAAUGUAUGGGAGCUCUUUCUAUUUCAGACUUUUUCAGCACUCUUCAGCUUUUUUUCAGAUCUUUUUAUUUGUGACCACUCACACCCCUGAUAACAUUAAAUUGUAACUUGUCAUCGAUAUGAUGUGUGUGACUGACAGGGAAGUGUAUCAUGGAAGAUCUUGUCUGAAGUUUUAUCUGACACGUCUAAUCUAUCCGGCAGUUACCAUAGUUACAAUGUUUCUUAGCCAAUCAGAGUGGAGGAAAUUUGUCAAAUUUGACAACUUGUCGGACAACAAAUAUUGAUGAAACGCUCUUAUGAAUUACAUGUAGGGUCGAAAUCAUGGAUAUCUUCGACCUCCUACCUUAUGUUCUUGUUUAUUAAUUACAAUUUAACCUAGUGACAAAUUUGUUUCAUAUGAUUUUGUAAUACCAUACCAAUUUCAUGGUUUUGUAUUUCAACUCGUAUGCUUUCGCGUUGUCCAAUAGAAUCAGCAGCGUUAGUAUUAUAUAACCAACAAAAUAAUUGAAGAAAAGCUGAAGAAAAUUUCACUUUCACUAGCUUCCAGGAAAUUCAUACUGACCCAUAUACAUGUACGCUCUAUAACUGGAUACUCUAUGUACGCUAUC